This is a messenger RNA of Apis cerana (Asiatic honeybee), 5173 nucleotides long. It is a transcript of the gene pasha, whose product is annotated as microprocessor complex subunit partner of drosha. Gene Ontology annotation, molecular function: identical protein binding; heme binding; double-stranded RNA binding. Lineage: Eukaryota; Metazoa; Arthropoda; Insecta; Hymenoptera; Apidae. Gene Ontology annotation, biological process: primary miRNA processing. The record is from RefSeq and is a predicted model, not a curated record. Gene Ontology annotation, cellular component: microprocessor complex.
AUCGAUUCAGAAUAAGAAGAGACAUCAGCGCUAUUGAGAAGAAAGAAAUUAUUAAAUGUAACGAGUGCACAAACUAGGCAUGUAAGAUAGUGUUAAAGCAUAUAAAAGUUUCUAUUCUAUUGUGUUAUUUCGUGAAAUGCAAUUAAAAUUAUAAAUAAAAUGAAUAUAAUUUUAUUUUAAUUUUAAAUAAUUAAGUGCUUAAAAUAUUAUGUGUUCCAAAUAAGACUAUUAUAAAAGUUUUUUUCUAAAAUUACAAAUUUUAAGAAAUUUUCAGUAAACGAGAAUUUGAAAUAAUCUGUAUUUCUAAUUCUACAUUAUUAAAGUGAACUACAGUGUUUAUAAUUUUCAGAAAUAUAUAUAUUGAGAUAUAUAUAAAUAAAGUAUUUUAGCAGAUUCUUUGUACAUAUAAUGGAGAUUAAUAAAGAAGUUCCUGAAGAGAUUCCUGAAUCAACUAUGGCUCAAAGUGAAAUAAAUGAAACAGUUUUGGAUAAUCAACAAAGUAUAUUGGAAAUAAAUACUGAUAAUCAAAGUAGAAUAUCAGAUAAAAGUAAUUGUAGUGAUAUAAUGGAAGAAGAAACUAUAUCUACUGAUGAUAUAAAUAUAUACAAUGGUUCUACCACUGAAGAUUGUAUUAUGGAGUCUAAUCCAGACAGUAUUACAGCUACAGAUGAUUUAAGACAGUUUGAUGUUUUGGAUGAUUUAGAACGCCAUCCAGAUCAAAACUGCUGUGAUAUGGAUUCUGAUACUAAUGAAAGUAUGGAUUCUGAUGUACCUGAUGAAGAAAUUGAAGCCAUGCUUGAAGAAGGUUUACCAGAAGAAUUUAAAGGCAAAAGAAAAGACAAGAAGGAUAGUGUACCAUAUGAAGAAAAAGUAAAACUUGUCUUAGAUGAAAUUGGACAUAAUCACUUUGACGUACUUCCAGAAGGUUGGGUACAAGUAACACAUAAUAGUGGGAUGCCUUUAUAUUUACAUAAGCAAAGUAGAGUUUGUACUCUUGCAAAACCAUACUUUCUUGGACCUGGCAGUGUGAGAAAACAUGAAGUACCUGUUAGUGCAAUACCUUGCCUUCAAUAUAAAAGAGCUCUUCAUGAAGAAGAAGAAGAAAGAAAAAAACAAAAAGAACGUGAUCCAAAUGCAGAAGUUUGUAGCCUUCCAAGUGCAAAAAUUGAAACAAUUCAAGAAAAUCGAGCAGCACAUUCAUUGGAUAGUGAACAACUAAGGAAUUACUGUCAAUCAUUAUUUCGAUUUAAAGCUAUUAAAGUAAUGAGAUUUCAAUCAUGGUCAGCAAGAAGGAAAUUCACAAAAAAUAAAAAACAUCGCAAACAACUUGAACGACCUACUUUACCCGAUGGAACAAAAUUAAUAACAUUUCCAGUUAGUAGUUCUGGUCUAGCAGGAAGUAGUAGUGGUAAUGCUGGAGAUGAUAAUACUGGACAAAGACCACCAAAACAUUGGAUAAUGAAUCCCUCUGGCAAAAGUUAUGUUUGUAUACUUCAUGAGUAUGUGCAACAUGCACUUAAAAAACAACCUACUUAUAAAUUUAAAGAAUUAGAAAAUGCAGCAACUCCAUACUCUGCAGUUGUUUGUAUAAAUGAUAUGGAAUAUGGGAGUGGUUUUGGUAGUAGCAAAAAACAGGCAAAAGCAAAUGCUGCUCGAAAAACUCUUGAAAUUUUAAUUCCUCAAAUGAGAGAUAAAAUUUCUGGUGACAAUGGCGGAGAUACAGUUUCUGGUAAUAAUAACCGAAUGAUUAAAGCAUCUAGAGCAAAUUCUGAUGCAGAUUUAUCAUUUUUUGAUGAAAUCUCAAUUACUGAUCCACGAGUCGCAGAAUUUUGCGCUAAAACAACUGAACCAUCACCACAUGCUAUUUUAAUUACUUGUCUUCAACGAAAUUAUGGCCUAGGUGAUAUGCAUAUUAAUUAUUCUGUAAAUACAUUAAAACAUCAACGCAAUGAAUUUACAAUGCGUGUUGGUAAACAUGAAGCUACUGUUGUAUGUCGUAAUAAAAAAGAUGGUAAACAACGAGCAGCACAAGCUAUUUUGCAACUUAUGCAUCCUCACAUUCAAUCUUGGGGUUCUUUACUAAGACUUUAUGGAUCUCGAAGUGUAAAAUCCUUUAAAGAAAAAAAACAAUUAGAACAAGAAAUCACAUUGUUGCAAGGUAAAGCUGCAGUUAAUCAGCCAAAUCAUGCUAUUUUAAGUAAACUUAGACAAGAAAUGAGGAAAUUAGCAGAACAAAGACAAGCUAUACAACCUAUCGGUAAAUUUGUACCACCAGAUUUGCCAACUGGAUCUGCAGCUAAUUUGAACAAUGUAGAUUUAUAAUAUACUAGUCAAUUCCAUAUUUUACAAAUAUUAAUUUAUUUUGUAACUUUUAUAACAAAGAAGGCAUCUUUAAUUUGUUCUAUUUUAUGUUCUAAAAAAUAAGCGCAAAGUAUUUUAUAUAUGUUGUAUCAUAAUAUGAUAAUAAUGUAGGCUUUUAAAUGGUGCUAAAUCUUAUAUCAUUACAUUUUUUUUAACACUUCGACACAUUUUAAUACAUUUUUAUUUUUUAUGUAUCCCGAAAUCAAUUUUUGUUAUUUAUUAUUUAUCGAAUCGUUUAAAAAGAACUAGAAAUCAUUUUUAAAAUUUGUUUUUUUGAGAAUAGUUCUUCCAAAUAUACGAAAUAUCAGAAUACUACCUCAAUCGUAUUAGUUCUUUUUAUAAACUAUUAAAUGUACUUGACAAUAUUGAUUUUUUAAAUCUUAAUUAUUUUUAUCUAAAAGGGAAUUUAAUAUUACAUACAAAUUAUUAAUAAUAUCUAAAUAUAUUAUUUCAUAUGAAAUUAUGAAAAACAACAAUUUUUAGAACAUAACUAUUUAUUUUUAAAGAACUGAUUACAAUAAAGUUUCAGUUCUAUAGAUGUUAAGGCAUCAAAUUUGCAUGUUAAUAACAGUUAUAGUAUAUUGAAAAGUAUUACAAUUGUCCUAAUAAAUUUAUUAAUAGAAUUAUUCAUAGAAUAUAAAUAAAUUGUCAAAUAAUACAUAAAACAUUUGUAUCUUCUUUGGCACUUAUAUAUUAUUAUUUUUUUAUAUUACUAUUAUUUAUUUCUGUAUUUUAUGAUAUUUUAUUCAUUCUUUAACAAUACAAGAAAAAAUUAAUACAGAUUAUUAAAAUUUAUUUUAACAUUUAAAUUCUUAUAAUAUUACAAUGUUUAUAUAUUUCGAAAUUUAUUGAAAAGAAUUUUUUCUUUAUUUACUAUGAUAUUUCAGUAGAAAAUACAAAUAUUAACCUUCAUUAUUUAUGUAUCAUAAAUCAUAGAUUUCAUUUAUAUUUAAUUAUGUGUAAAUGAAGCUUUUGUUUAAUUACAAUAUAAUAUGUUACAUGUAUAAAUAUUUUUCUACAUAAAAAUCAUACAUUAUUAUUAUAACAAUAAGUAUAUUUAAUAUAAUAUUCUAAUAUUCUAUUUAAAAUUUUACAUAUCUAUAUGAAAUUUUAUUUGGUUUAGUUUCUCUUAUAUUAUGAAGAUUAUUACUUUGAAUUAAUAUACUUUGUAAAAGAUUUACUGAUUGACAAAUUGUAAUAAAAUGUAUUUCAUUCUAGACAAAAUUCAUAUUUAUCAAUUAUUUCAAAAAACUUGUUAAAUAAAUGCAAGAUAAAUACAUUUAUGUAGUAGGCACAUGUAAUAGGACUAGAAUUAUACAAUGAUUUUAAUAAAUUAUAUUUAAACAGAACAUAUAUUUUGUUAUAAAAUAAAUAUAUAUUAUCUUUUAUUUUGCAAAAUAUAACUUCAGUUACAAAUAUAUUUUAUUAUUUGUAACUAAAGUUAUGUUUUUAAUUUUUUAAAUUUAUUUUAUAUAUUUUGUUAAAUUUAAAGCUGUUUAAUUUAAAAUAUGUAUAUGUUUAUACUGUUUAAAAAUACAUAUUUCAUAAAUUUUUUAAUUUUAUAUUAUAACAUUUAAAAAAUAAUAAAAUAUUUUAAAAACAUUAAAGUUUUAUAAAAAAAUUUAAAUGUUAAUUCACAGUAACAAAAUUAAUAAUUAUAUUUUCAAUGAUUAAUAAUAAUUAUAUUUUCAUAUAACAUACAAUAUGCAUACUAUAAAAACUUUCAAAUUUAAAAUAUUUUUAAAUUUCUUAUAAGUUUUUCUUCAAAUACGUUGAAAUUGAUAAUGACAACUAUUUUGAUUUUUUUUUCUUUUUUUUUUUUCUUUUUUUAAUAAUUUCAAUUCAUGUAUCUAUAUGAGAAGUCAAAUACUAUAAAUACUAUUAUAUUUUAUCAUAAUUUGAAUAUGUUUUUGCUUGUCAUAUGUUUUCAUUAACUACUGUUAUUAUUUAUUGUAUCAUUAUAUAUUAUAUUAAAUGUCUAUGUUUAUAAUUUUUAAAUCCUAUUUACAAUUUCUAAUUAUAAUUUAUCUUUAUUUUGACAUAGAUAUUUCAUAACACAAAUUAUAAAAAAUAAACACAAUAUCGUUUAAUAUUGUUUAAAUACAUUCAAAUUUUAAUUAAAAAAUUUUUAAAUGAACUAAACAAAAGUUAAAAAAAAUAAAUCUAUCUAUAAAUAUAAAGAGUUAAAAAAUAAUUAUUAACCAUAUAAUUUCUUAUAUUGACUACAACAUUAAAUAUUUUGUAUUGAUAAAGAUACAUUUAGUAUAUUGUUUAUCAGUAUUUUUUUAUACUUUUGUGUAUUUCUAAUAAUAAUAUUAAUAAUAAUUAAUAAUAAAAGUAAUAAUAAAAUGCAUAAAAUAAAUAUAAAAACAAAUUAUUAAAUUUCAACAUGAUAAAAUUAAAUUUUCUUGUAUUAAAAAAAAAAAGAACUUAUUGUAUUUUUAAUAAGUCAGAUUAAUAUUAUUUAAAAUUUUUUACUGUCACUUGUAUUUUAUAUAUUACUAAAAAAAAAUAAUAAGUCAUUAUUAUAUUAACAUUUUUAACUUUGGAGGCACAUCAAUUUAAAAAAAAAAAUGUAUAUAUUUAUAUAUUUACGUAUAUAAUUCAUUCUAAAUUAUUUUAAAUAGUAGAUAAUAUGUUGCACAUACAUGAAUAUUUAUAUUUCUAUCUAAAUUGUUUAAAUCAUAUCAUAUUUAAAACUUAUUUUUAGUUAAUUAAAUAAUUAUUAUAAUCAAUGACUCAAAAAAAAAAAAAAAAAGAUUUUUAAUUCAUUAAAAUAAUUAUGAUUAUGCAUCAUUAUCAAAAUAUAAAA